This is a messenger RNA of Oncorhynchus gorbuscha (pink salmon), 2303 nucleotides long. RefSeq lists its product as uncharacterized. The coding region runs from base 584 to 1903 and encodes 439 amino acids. The record is from RefSeq and is a predicted model, not a curated record. NCBI's taxonomy places the organism in Eukaryota, Metazoa, Chordata, Actinopteri, Salmoniformes, Salmonidae. The transcript is spliced from 9 exons.
AUGGAAUAUUCCAAAUUACAAUGCAAUUAUGCAUCACAAAUUCACAAUAUUUCUUGUUUUCAAUUAUUAAUCUAUCAAGACAUGAAGUUGCCUGAAAGCUGUGUAGCAAUAAUUCCUGCUCCUGACCCAUAGGAUGGUAAUCACAUACAUGAUUGGCUUAAUCAAGAAUCAUGGAUAUCUUUCAUAACUCAUCACAAGUUGGAACUAGUGGUCAACAUUGGGACAAUGCAGCCCAAAAUAAAAGGGCUGAAUAUUCUCAUGGAGUGAGCAAGACCUGCCAGCAGAGCUCACUGGAGCAGGGAGACAUCCCGUCAUCCUUUUGGCGCCUGACAAAAUCAUCACACCAGCCGAAGUUGCUGUGCAGAGGGAGGAGAUCGUCCGAGCAUCAAGCCUCAUCCCGUCACAGAGGAAGGGUAUCCUACAAACAGCCAGUGUCCCUUCACAGAGGGAGGGGAUUCUCUCAACCGCCAGCAUCAAUGCACAGAGGGAGGAGAUCCUACGAUCAUCAGGCCUCAUCCCUGCACAGUGGAAGGGGAUCCUCCAAACAGCCAGUGUCACUGCGCAGAGGGAGGAAAUCGUCCCAAUGGCCAGCGUCCCUGUGCACAGGGAGGGGAUUGUCCCAAGGGCUAGUGUCCCUGCUGAGAGGGAGGAGAUCCUCCGAGCAUCAGGCCUCAUCCCUGCACAGUGGAAGGGGAUCCUCCAAACAGCCAGUGUCACUGCGCAGAGGGAGGAAAUCGUCCCAAUGGCCAGCGUCCCUGUGCACAGGGAGGGGAUUGUCCCAAGGGCUAGUGUCCCUGCUGAGAGGGAGGAGAUCCUCCGAGCAUCAGGCCUCAUCCCUGCACAGUGGAAGGGGAUCCUCCAAACAGCCAGUGUCCCUGCACCGAGGGAGGGAAUUCUCCGAGCAGCUAGCAUCACUGCGCAGAGGGAGGAGAUCCUCCGAGCAUCAGGCCUCAUCCCUGCACAUAGGGAGGGGAUCCUCCGAGCAUCGGGCCUCAUCCCUUCAAAGAGGGAGGGGAUUCUUCCAGCAGCUUCUAUCACUGCGCAGAAGAAUAAGAUCCUCAGAGCUUCACAACUCACCCCUGCACAAAGGGAGUUGAUCCUCCUGAUGACCAGUGUCACUGCGCAGAGAAAGGGAAUCUUCCCAAAGGCCAGCGUCCCUGCGCACAGGGAGUGGAUCGUCCCAAAGGCUGGUGUCCCUGCAGAGAGGGAGGAGAUCCUCCUCACAGCCAGUGUCCCUGUGAAGAAUGAAAAAAAUCAUCCACAACCACCUCCCAUCAUCCCCAUGGUGGCACCACUGUGGAAAUGGGAUGGUGGAGCGUGUACUCCACCUGUGGAUUUCUAUUCCAAGAGAAGAGAUGUCCGACUUAGAUAUGUUGAGCAUCCUGCUAUGAUGUCCAUCACCAAGCCGGAACACUCCGAUGCCAAACCUCAGUUCCAGACUGGCACCCGGCCGGUGGCUGAGACCGAGACCCCUGCUGUUCACAAUAACAGUGGAGGCUGGCUCAGCUGGGUCUUUGGGAGUGGAAGAGCUAAUAAGAAGGAGGUUCAUCUACCUGAGGACAAAGACCGAUCUAUUGUCUGGGAUCCAACUCUGCACAGAUGGGUUAACAGAACUGAGCCCAAGGCUGAGAAGAAGUGUGUACCACCACCUCCACCGAUGGGGACAUAUGGAUAUCAGGGGAACACUGGCAGUGUCCCCAAAGGAGUGAAUCCCUACUCUAUGAAAGCUGCAGGUCUAUGGGGCAGCAGACACCCUACAAUGCAUUUCAAUGAUGGGACCAACUCAAAGCCUCCAAGCCAUGGGCCUGGACUGCUUACUAGACAGCUCUCUGGCUUGCUCCCUUCUUCACACUUUGACCUCAUGGCACCAAUGGUUGUGCCACCUGACAUUCUACCCUACUGAGGCCAAUUAACCAGAGUGGAUUUGCCAAACAUAUUUUUUCAGUGUUAAAAAACUUCAGCAUUAAAAAAUAUGAAAAGAUAAUUUUUAAAUUAAAUCUCUCCUUUGUGUCCUCAUGUAAUUUGAUGUGUUCUAUCAUCGUUUACAAUGCUUAUUGCUUCUGCAUUGCUUUACGUUACAGACAAGUGUAUAUUAUACACAUAUUUUAUUUAAGAAAUGCAUUUUGGAUUUCCUACAUUUACUUACUGUACAGACAGAUAUAUUUUAUACACAUAUAUAUUCUUUUUAAACAUUUUUAAAAAUGUAUUCCAUAGACACAUCUAAAUAUAUUUAGAUGCAUUUUGAAUUUCUAAAUGUCAAUAUUUUUACUAUCUGUGUCAAAUGCUUAUGCCCAUUUAUGUAC